Messenger RNA from Mizuhopecten yessoensis (Yesso scallop), 544 nucleotides. RefSeq names its product sodium-coupled monocarboxylate transporter 1-like. The record is from RefSeq and is a predicted model, not a curated record. The transcript has 5 exons. Gene Ontology annotation, biological process: transmembrane transport; sodium ion transport. Gene Ontology annotation, molecular function: symporter activity. Lineage: Eukaryota; Metazoa; Mollusca; Bivalvia; Pectinida; Pectinidae. Bases 59 to 544 code for a protein of 161 amino acids. Gene Ontology annotation, cellular component: membrane.
AUUCAUCAGCUGUUUGUUUAGCGGGGCGCUUAGUACAUUUUCGUCCGGAAUCAACUCCAUGGCUGCCAAUACUGUAGAGGACAUUCUUGGUGACUGUGUAAAGAAUUCGAAAAGGAUUUCACAAACAUCAGUAGCAAAGCUAUUUGUGAUCAUGUACGGGCUGACGGUUAUUGGAUUGGCUUAUGGUAUCAACUCUAUGUCUGGUUCAGUUAUACAGAUGACGGGUGUCGUGUUUGGGGCGUGCGGUGGACCGUUGGGAGGGCUUUUCUUUCUUGGCGGAAUGAUGCCCAAGGCAAACUGGAUAGGAGCUAUUGUUGGCAGCAUGACAGCUCUAAUCUUCGACAUAUGGAUAGCAGUUGGAGCCCAGUUAUAUGGGAAGCGGCCGGUUAAAUUAAUCCAGAACCCUAUCAGUGGGUGUUUCCCCAACAACCUCACGGUAGCAAUGAAUGCGUCGUUGGUGAACAUUUAUAACACAACGAUGACUUCUACUCCGUACGAUGAAGGUGGACACAUAAGCAUGCCAUCAAAUAGUCAAGUCACGUGA